UCGUGCAAUUGCAAAAUCGAGACCGCAUGUUGCGCUUCCCGAUCUUCACCCCAAAAGCCUACGCCGCUUCCUACCCUUCAGGGAUGACUUUUAGGGGGAGUACGCUCGACCAAUCAGAACGCUUUUUGGAACAAGCGCUCGGUUCUGAUUGGUCGAUAUUUCCAUUCAUCGACGUAAAUAUUGAGGUUCCGGCCACGGCUUCUUCUGCUCCCUGUUACUACAAAGUUUGCCGGUCCAGCUGUUCUCGCGUUAUUUGUGAGUUUGUGAGAGAACGCGAGGGUUACAGUGGGCGUGGAAUUUUUUCUAAGAUGCCUGAACCUAAGCCAUUUGAGCGCCUUCCGGGCAAUGUGAAGCCGUUGCACUAUGCCGUCACUCUCCAGCCCAAUCUUGUCAAAUGUGUUUUUACUGGUUCCGAAGAUGUUGACAUUGAGGUCAAAGAAGCCACCAAACAGAUCAAGCUCAACUCACUGGACCUGACUCUCAGAGACGUCAAAGUCACCCUGGCCAGUGGGGAUACGGUGCUCCCAGCCUCGACCGAGAUCUCGACUCCCAAUGAGAUGGUCACGCUCACCUUCGACAAGGCCCUGCCCAUUGGGAAGGCUAAGCUCAGCAUGGCCUUCAACGGGGAGCUGAACGACAAGAUGAAAGGCCUCUACCGCAGCAAAUACACAUCAGCCACAGGUGAAGAGAGAUACAUGGCUGUGAGCCAGCUCUGUGCCACAUGUGCUCGCCGCUGCUUCCCCUGCUGGGACGAGCCUGCCCUCAAGGCCAAAUUUACUGUCACGCUGGUUGUUGCCUCGUUUUGCGUGGCCCUGAACAACAUGCCUGAGAUCUCGAGAGAACAGCACGAGUCUGACCCCACUUUACAAAUUGUGAAGUUCGCCACAUCUCCACUCAUGUCAACAUACCUGGUUGCUGUUGUGGUUGGAGAGUAUGACUUUGUGGAGGAUACCUCUACUGAUGGGAUAAAAGUACGAGUUUAUACUCCUGUUGGCAAGAAGGAGCAAGGGAAAUUUGCCCUAGAGGUUGCGACAAAGGUUUUGCCGUACUACAAGGACUAUUUUAAUAUUGCUUACCCAUUGCCCAAAAUGGAUCUCAUUGCUAUUGCUGAUUUCUCUGUAGGUGCCAUGGAAAACUGGGGGCUAGUAACUUACCGUGAAACGUGUUUGUUGGUGGAUCCAGAUAACACAAGUGCUAGUCAGCGACAGUGGAUUGCCCUUGUCGUGGGCCACGAGCUUGCUCAUCAGUGGUUCGGUAACCUUGUCACUAUGGAAUGGUGGACUCACCUCUGGCUGAAUGAAGGCUAUGCCACUUUUGUCGAAUUCCUGUGCGUCGACCAUCUAUUCCCGGAAUAUGACAUCUGGACGCAGUUUGUCACCAACACAUACAUCCGAGCCUUGGAACUAGACUGCCUCAAGAACUCGCACCCGAUUGAAGUGCCAGUUGGCCAUCCCUCAGAGGUGGACGAAAUCUUCGAUGAUAUUUCCUACUCCAAAGGGGCAUCUGUGAUUCGCAUGUUGCACUGCUAUUUAGGGGACAAGGAUUUCCGCGCGGGAAUGAACAAGUACCUGACACGCCACCAGUACAACAACACUUACACUGAAGACUUAUGGGCAGCACUGAAGGAAGCCUCGAACAAGCCUGUGGGUGAAGUGAUGAGCUCUUGGACCAAACAGACUGGUUUCCCCAUGAUCUCUGUGACCUCGCAUCAGGAUGGAGACAACAAGGUGCUGACACUAACCCAACAGAGAUUCCUGGCCGAUGGUUCCACAGGGGACAGCAGUCAGUGGAUGGUGCCAAUCAGUAUUUCGACUGAAAAGAAACCCUCCGAAACAGUCAAGGAGGUCCUCCUAGAUUGCAAGUCGACGCAAGUGGUUCUUGAGGGCAUCUCUGCUGAUACGUGGGUGAAGCUCAACCCUGGCACAGUAGGAUAUUACAGGACUCAGUAUCCUCCUGACAUGCUUGACCUGCUGAUGCCUGCCAUGAAGUCCAAGUGUUUGCCGCCUCUGGACCGGUUAGGAGUGCUAGACGACCUCUUCUCCAUGAACACCUGGACACUCUGCUGAGGUCGCUGGUGCUGGGCCAGCUGGGGCUGUACGGCGACGAGGCCAUCGUGGGCGAGGCCAGGCGGCGUCUCGGGGCGCACGUGGCCAACACCUCCACCCUGCCGGCGGACCUGCGCUCGCCCGUCUACAAGACCGUCAUGUCCCAGGCCGACGAGAAGACGUUCGACCAGAUGCUCAAGCUGUACCGCGAGGCUGACCUGCACGAGGAGAAGGAUCGUAUCUCCAGGUCACUCGGCGCCACCAGGGACCCCAACCUCAUCCAGCGCGUCCUGCAGUUUGCAAUCUCCGACGAAGUGAGGAACCAGGACACGGUCUUCGUCAUCAUCAGCGUGGCCAUGACCGCCCCUGGACGCUCCGCCGCCUGGGCCUUCUUCAAGAAACACCACGAGGACUUGGUCGACAGAUACGAGGGCGGCUACCUGGUGACGCGCCUCAUCAAGUACAUCACGGAGAACUUCGCCACCGAGGACAUGGCCAGCGAAGUGGAGGCGUUCUUCCAGGAGCGGCAGAUCCCUGGCACGGAGAGGACGGUGCAGCAGAGCCUCGAGACCAUUCGCUUGAACGCCGCUUGGUUGCUUAGGGAUCAGGACGCCAUCAAGAAGUAUCUCACGGAGCUCGAGGGCUAGAGUGGGGAGGGAGUG
Penaeus monodon (black tiger shrimp) is the source of this 2707-nucleotide messenger RNA. It is a transcript of the gene Psa, whose product is annotated as puromycin-sensitive aminopeptidase-like. The record is from RefSeq and is a predicted model, not a curated record. Gene Ontology annotation, cellular component: cytoplasm. NCBI's taxonomy places the organism in Eukaryota, Metazoa, Arthropoda, Malacostraca, Decapoda, Penaeidae. Gene Ontology annotation, molecular function: metalloaminopeptidase activity; peptide binding; zinc ion binding. Gene Ontology annotation, biological process: peptide catabolic process; proteolysis.